This is a messenger RNA of Lethenteron reissneri (Far Eastern brook lamprey), 4869 nucleotides long. RefSeq names its product protein kinase, membrane associated tyrosine/threonine 1 (gene PKMYT1). Gene Ontology annotation, biological process: protein phosphorylation; meiotic cell cycle; negative regulation of G2/MI transition of meiotic cell cycle. The record is from RefSeq and is a predicted model, not a curated record. NCBI's taxonomy places the organism in Eukaryota, Metazoa, Chordata, Hyperoartia, Petromyzontiformes, Petromyzontidae. Gene Ontology annotation, cellular component: nucleus; cytoplasm. Gene Ontology annotation, molecular function: ATP binding; protein kinase activity.
CACGGCACCGGAAGGGGCGGGGCUCGCGGAGCGCGGGAACUGAAGAUUCCCCUCAGCGACGGUCGGGUACUUUCAGCGUUAUACGCAACCCACCAAUUGGAGCAUUUAUCAGAGAUGAAUGAUUUGUACACCAACUAAUCGUCCUCAUUGCUGCAUUCGUCAUUGUAAGUCUCCAUCCACUGCUGGAGGAGGGCCUCUCCAUCGGCUCUCAGAAGCAGAGUGUCAAAUGUUCCUGGAGAAACGUCUCGGGCGCACGCCCGUGGCGCCGCCGCGGCCGCCCAUGAAGAGCUCGUCUACGCUGCGGCGCUGCCUGAACCCGACGAGGGACUCCGAGGACGACGGGGCCACGACGGCGCCGCGCCACUGGAGCUCGCAGCGGCCGCACUCCGUGUCGUUCCGCAGCUUAGAGAACUCGCUGCUGCGAAGCCGCAUCUACGACAAGAGCCGCAGCGAGGUCACCUACUUUGCGCAGUGCUUCGAGGUGCUGGAACGGAUCGGCCUGGGCUCGUUCGGGGAAGUGUUCAAGGUGCGCAGCUGGGAGGAUGGCAGCUUGUAUGCGGUGAAGCGGUGUCGCGAGCCAUUCCGUGGCGAGCGUGACCGCGAGCGCAAGCUGGAGGAGGUUGCCAAGCACGAGCGCCUGGAGCCGCACCCCAACUGCGUGCGCUUUCUGCGCGCCUGGGAGGAAAAGCAGCACCUCUACAUCCAGACGGAGCUGUGCGCGAUGAACCUGCAGCAGUACUGCGAGGAGGAGUGCGGCGGGAGGUUGAGCGAAUGCGAAGUGUGGGCCGUGGCCGUGGACCUCCUGCUGGGUUUGCAGCACCUCCACCGGCGCGGCCUCGUGCACCUUGACGUGAAGCCGGCCAACGUGUUCCUGAGCAUGACGCCACCGCCGCGCCGCUACAAGCUCGGCGACUUCGGCCUCGUCGUCGACCUGCAGCGGGGUGACCACGCCGACGCGCAGGAGGGAGACCCCCGGUACCUGGCACCAGAGCUCCUGCAGGGACAUUUCAGCAAGGUGGCCGACAUCUUCAGUGCAGGUAUGACCCUGUUGGAGGUGGCCUGUAACCUGCAGCUACCCACCCGUGGCGAGGGCUGGCAGCACCUGCGGCAAGGCUUCCUGCCCGAUGACUUCAUCGCAGGCCUGUCAGAGGAUCUGGUCAGCAGCAUACGGGCAAUGUUGGAGCCGGAUCCGAGCCGCCGAGCCUCCGUGGAUGAGCUGUUGGCGCGACCAGAGAUGCGCCGGGCCGCCCGCCAGCGUCGCCUCCACUUGGCCUCCCAAGCCACCUGGUGUCAUCUCCUCACCGCCGUGCAGGCAGUCUGGUCCGUGCUGGCAGGCGUGUGCCACAAGACUAUGGCGCGUCUCGGCCACUUGGCUGCCUUUGCCGUGUUCUGGCCCCUGAGCUCCUCCUCCCCCGUCACGCCCCCCAUGUCUUCGUCGUCGCGAGUGUCUGUUUCUGCGAGCGACGGAGAUGGUGACGGCGACAGCGCCAGUGGCAGCAGACGAGAUUCAAGCCCCGACUGGGAUCGCAGCCUCAGCCUGAGCGACGACGCGUUCAUGCCCUUGACAACCGGUGACCCCAUGCCCUCUGCCUCGAAGUCAAUGUACAGCCCUGGUUCCCUUGAGCGAUGCGAUUUUCCCAGCGCGUCGCCCGUGACGAGACCUCGGGCUCAGGUGGCCACCACAUCCACCCCGCGCAACCGCUCGCCCGAGCCACCCAACGGCAGCGCCCACAACCUCUGUGUGGCUGAAGCAACGGUGGCCGUACAGGCCAGCCCCAACAUCAGCCUCAUCCUGCAGCCGGCGUGUGCCAACGAGGAGGAGGAGGAUAAGGGGGGGAGGAGGAGGAGCAAGGGGCGCAGCCCGGGUGGCUCGGUGCUGCGCAGGGUUCUCCAUUUCGGAUCGGGCCUCUCCAGCGCCUCGGUGCGUGCCUCCCGCGAGCGCAACUGGCUUGACAGCAGCGGCGACGAUGCCGUGAGCAACGCCCACGACGGGAAUGGGGCCCACACGGACGACAACGACGAGGAGGAGAUGAUGCUGAGGUCCUUCAAACCUUGCAGCCUCAUCGAUGCGCUGAAUGAAGAGGACACCGCAAACGCAGACUGAGACCCGCUCGGAUUCGUGCCUUGAGCCGCGCUGUCCGGCCGUCGGCUGUCGGUAUUCGGGAGACGAUUCACCGCCACCGUUCCUGCGAUUCACUUUGGAGCAUUCAGGGUGGAUUGGUCAUUGCCUACGUGCCUUCUUGCAUAUAUCAAAAAGGAACCACGGGAAGGGAUAUUCUGCUUUUUGCCAUCAUUUCACUCCAUCCAAGACCCCAGAGUGUUUAUUCUUUUUUAUUUUGUGGGGUUUUUUUGUUGGAUGGAUGAGCCACUGAUCGGCAGUUAUUUGUAAAUAUAAUCAUCCCCCAGGUGUCCUUGACCGUUUUGUCGGCUAUUUUUUGAUAGGAGUUGUUACCGUGAUAUCUCCUGCUCAUAUUUAUGUCGCCAUUUCCUUGGCAAUGUGAGAAAUGGCACACAGAUUAGCACUUCUCUUCUAUUUCACUCUCACUGAAUGGUCGGUCUGCGAGACUUAGUCAUUUGCUGAACGCUGGUUAGGUUAUCCGCUCGUUAUUUAUAGCGGCUGUGAAAACAACAGUGGCCAAGAUGACCGCACAGUGUUGCUGCUGCUAAUGACAAAGCGCUACAAGACGGCAAUGUGGAUCGUUCAUCGAUGCCUAUGGUAAAGAAGAAAUUCUAAUGAUAAUUAUAUUCCCACAUCUGUUAUUGAGAGGAAUCCACCUCUCAGAAGUCAAGAGCACUCAGUCCCUGAGUUCUAAUCCAGGCAGUUUCCUCUGCUUAAACUGGCUUCUCAAGAGUCACAAAUGUAUUGGUCUCAGUCCGGUCACUAAUUACUUCACACACCGAAAACAUGACAUUAAAUAUGGUUCUGCACUUCAUUUGGCUGAAUGCAAGCUCUGAGACCUAAUUUUAUUAUUAGUUUGACCAUCAUGGCGUGCUUCUACUGUGAGGCAAGUACUGGUACUGUGAGACCAGAGGUUACUUGAUGGGAGUUCGGAGGUAGCUCUGUGAUAUCCGCUUCUGUGGGCCUUUCUCGAAUACGAACGGUUGCACUCUGUGGGAAAUGCGAAUGCCGUCCUUGGUUCGUGAGAAUUGGCGAAAUAUUUUUUUUGGGAUGAUAAUUUGCUCCACCUCCUGAACCCAGACUGCCACGUGCUUAGUUUUGGCUGAUCCUAUCAGAAUUUAACUAAACUCCUUCGCUUGGGCAGCAUGUGGUUUUUGUACAAGUGACGACUCCGUGAUGUCCGCCAUCUGCAAUGACUUGCGUCGCAAACUUCUGGAAGUUUGACGGAAUAACCUGGUGCAAUAGUUUCGGUGUGCGGUGGUUUAUUUUUAGUGCAAUUUUCUGACCGAUUGCUGCUUUAAUGUCGCUUUUCCCAAAAAAUGUCUGCAGAAGCGAUGCCCUCCCCCCCAAUGCAAGUCCCCUUUCACGUUUGAUAAACAGCCAUUCCCUGACACUACACGAGGGGGCUUUGCCAAAGAAAAUCUGUGCCACAGUUGGUGGUGUCAUUGAUGCGCACGACCUUUUUAAUUUGCAUUUUCACGUAGGUAUUCUUGCGUAACGUUUCUCCAGUUUGUGUUAUUAUAUCCAAGUACGUGUCGCACAUUUCGCACGUUAUUUAAAAAGCGGUGAAAUUAUCGGAAAUUCUCACCGUUUUUGUGUUUACGUUUAAUCCUUGAGGGCGGUGUAUUUAUUGUUAUUAUGAAUGUUGUUUUCGUCUUAUUCAGGUGCUCUACGUAUACAGAGGGAUGGGGGGUCAAUACGCAUCUCUCGGUCCCGAUGAACAUUCGCUUGCAUGGGCUUCUCGCCAGGGUGUCAUCAAGUGAAAGCUGGGACUGUAAACAAUGCUCGGAUAAUGCAGCCUGGCAGGGGACUAGGCCAAUGUAACCUGCACGCGUGUCCCUGUACCAGUACAGUGCCCGUCACGUAGUGGCGAGAGCGUUUUUGGUCUGCGACGUUUUUAUUUCCUUUAACCUCGCCGCAAAAAAUAUACUAUUCUAAAAUCUCACUGCCUAAUUCAUCCAAAUAUGCAAUAUAAUAUCCAGUCAAUACAAAUAUCCAUAAGCUGGUUAUCAGAGCUACCGUUUACUCAUGAUUCCUAACCAGGGUUAAAUACGAUACACCUUCACCUUGAUUCCAAAAAGAACCUUGCGAUUGCAAAGGCUUCUGGGAGCCGCUCUUGGCAAGGUUGUCCGCCGUACUUAUUCCUACGGACGGAGAGGGGUGAUCAGCAACGUGUCAAUAUUCAUCUCACGGUAUUGCCCCUACAAAGGUGUUCAUCAUAUUCACAAACUGACACACUUGUUAAAGUACAUCUUCGGAGUAUUAUAAAUUGAAGGAAGUGGACACAGCAAACCCAGACUGUAUUAUACAUCUAUAAUGGCAGCAAUGAAACAUUUUCACCGUCUGAGCAAGAAUUUGGCAGGAUGCCCUUUUGAACUGUAUGAUACCGGUGUUUUUGGACUUUUUAUAUUAGUGUCUGGUGGAAAACUCAGAAAUAGUCUCCGCUAACACCAACCCUUAUUCAACAUCUUGAGACUGACCUCCACACUGCUUUCAUGAUCUCUGCAAAGCAGUUCUGAUUCUCUGAUCACUCCAAGGGUCAGGGCCAAAGGGCUGGUCUUCACGGGGCGGGGGGAGGGAUUCAUUUCGUGAGGGAUUUGCAGAGACGUCGUCCCAUGCGAUGAAUUUAACAUUUGUGCAAUGCUUGCGCGUGAAUUAGACUGCAUGUGCGUCCAGACAAGGUUGGGUUGGAGUGGGAUGGGGGGGGGAUUUACCUUUGUUGAUUGUAACGUACGAAUGUAUGCUAUGCG